AUGGAGGUCGAGGAGCGAAAUUACGUGGUAGAGGGGGCUUCCGGGAGCUCCCAGGAGCCAGGGCCCUCCGCCGCCGGGGCCCCUCAGUGUAUGCUGAUCUUUGACACCCUGGUGGACCGGUUCCUGGAAGGGCUGGUGGAAGCGGGAAGCUACUCAAGGUUUGCUCGUUGCUAUUGGCGAAUCUACAAACUUCAACCAGAAAUAUCCCGGAGCAUCUAUCACCAGUUUGUUGAUCAGUUGCAGAAAUCCAUAAAGGAACAGAUCAAGGAGAAUGCCAAGUUGUCUCAAUCUGUGCUUGCGGGGAGAAAGAGGAUAGAACAGAUGCAGAAGGAUAUCGAGAGGAGGCGGCAGGCUUGGCAGGAGUUGAGUAAAGUACAGAGAGAGAGAUGA
This is a messenger RNA of Pelobates fuscus (common spadefoot toad), 390 nucleotides long. Its product is annotated as polyamine-modulated factor 1-like. The coding region runs from base 1 to 390 and encodes 129 amino acids. NCBI's taxonomy places the organism in Eukaryota, Metazoa, Chordata, Amphibia, Anura, Pelobatidae. Gene Ontology annotation, cellular component: MIS12/MIND type complex. The transcript is spliced from 2 exons. Gene Ontology annotation, biological process: chromosome segregation. The record is from RefSeq and is a predicted model, not a curated record.